Molecule: messenger RNA, 1727 nt
Organism: Cercospora beticola
Lineage: Eukaryota; Fungi; Ascomycota; Dothideomycetes; Mycosphaerellales; Mycosphaerellaceae
Product: glutamate dehydrogenase
Cellular component (GO): cytosol
Molecular function (GO): L-glutamate dehydrogenase (NADP+) activity
Source: RefSeq, a predicted model, not a curated record
CGACGAUGGGGUGAAGCAGAACCGGAUAAGUUCACCUCACCUCUGCUCUUCAGCUUGUUUCCGCCUCACUUCUUUCCUCUUCACUUCUUCCUCAUCUCGGACCUGACUCUUCCUGUAUCUGAGUUAUCGAAUCCUCUUAACAAUCCCGAAUACCACUAGCUACUACUGACAUCGAACAUCCUCGACCGAGCAUAUCCGCAAUCAUGACUACCAACAACGUCUCCGAGCCCGAGUUCGAGCAGGCCUACAAAGAGCUGGCCUCCACACUUGAGAACAGCUCCCUCUUCGAGAAACACCCUGAAUACAAGACCGCUCUCAAGGUCGCAGCUAUUCCAGAGCGUGUUAUCCAAUUCAGAGUUGUUUGGGAAGACGACAAGGGCGAAUGCCAGGUCAACCGCGGUUUCCGUGUGCAAUACAACUCUGCUUUGGGUCCAUACAAGGGCGGUCUCAGAUUUCACCCAUCCGUCAACCUUUCAAUCUUGAAGUUCUUGGGCUUUGAGCAGAUCUUUAAGAAUGCUCUUACAGGGUUGUCAAUGGGAGGUGGCAAGGGUGGCGCUGACUUCGACCCCAAGGGCAAGUCAGACAACGAGAUUCGCAAGUUCUGCGUCUCUUUUAUGCGCGAGUUGAGCAAGCACAUUGGUGCGGACACAGAUGUUCCAGCUGGUGAUAUUGGUGUUUCUCCACGAGAAAUUGGUUGGAUGUUUGGCACAUACCGCGCUGAGCGCAACCGAUGGGAAGGUGUCUUGACCGGCAAGGGUGGCAGCUGGGGUGGAUCUCUCAUCCGUCCUGAGGCUACUGGUUACGGUCUUGUCUACUACGUCCAGCACAUGAUCCAAUACGCCUCUGGAGGCAAGGAGUCCUUCCAAGGCAAGCGCGUUGCGAUUUCUGGCUCUGGCAACGUCGCUCAAUACGCUGCUCUCAAGGCCAUCGAGCUCGGUGCUACUAUCGUCUCCCUCUCAGACAGCAAGGGCGCCAUCAUCGCAACCGAAGGCGAGGGCAUCACUCCCGAAGUCGUCAACUAUAUCGCUGACCUCAAAGUCAAGCGCAAGUCUCUCACCGCGCUGUCCGAGAGCACAGAGUACAAGGACAAGUACAAGUACAUCGAGGGUGCACGUCCAUGGGUCCACGUUGGAAAAGUCGACGUUGCCUUGCCAUGUGCUACACAGAACGAGAUCUCGGGCGAGGAGGCUGAGGCACUUGUCGCUGCUGGUUGCAAGUUCACAGCCGAGGGAUCGAACAUGGGUUCUACUCAAGAAGCCAUUGACGUGUUCGAAGCUUCGCGAAAAGAGAAGAAGACCGAGGGUAUCUGGUACGGACCUGGAAAGGCUGCCAAUGCUGGUGGUGUUGCCGUUUCUGGACUUGAGAUGGCGCAGAACUCUGCAAGACUGAGCUGGACGUCUGAGGAGGUGGACCAGAAGCUCAAGGGUAUCAUGCAAGCUGCUUUCAAGAACUGCCUGGAGACUGCGAAGGAGUAUGUUCCAGCUGGUGAUGGCGAGCUUCCAUCAUUGGUUGCUGGCGCCAAUAUUGCUGGUUUCAGCAAGGUUGCUGCUGCUAUGCGUGACCAGGGCGAUUGGUGGGCAUACUAGAUUCUUUUCUUUCACCGGAGUGUUGAGGAUUGGAAAUGAAUGGAUGAUACCACGGAUACAGAGCGAUGCAGAUAUGUAAAUAGGAUACAGCGACAGGCGUUCUGGAAAGAGGGUGAUGCUCAAUAGAAUUCUUCAAAACGA